Messenger RNA from Mangifera indica (mango), 1182 nucleotides. Its product is annotated as probable calcium-binding protein CML22. The record is from RefSeq and is a predicted model, not a curated record. Gene Ontology annotation, molecular function: calcium ion binding. Bases 151 to 915 code for a protein of 254 amino acids. The transcript has 6 exons. Lineage: Eukaryota; Viridiplantae; Streptophyta; Magnoliopsida; Sapindales; Anacardiaceae.
AUCUUUGGUUGAACUUUCACCAUACUAGCACAUCCUGAGCAAUUUUCUCCUCUGCCUUGGUGUCAACUUCUGUUCCCUCUAGAUUUGCAUUGACAAACCCCGGGACUGUGACACCUUUUUCUGAAACUGCCACCAUUACUCAUUGGCAUCAUGUUCACUGCAUUGGCCGGCACGUCUCAACGCUACUCUUCUCUGAUGUCCUUGUCCAACAAGUUCAGAGGCUUGCUAUGCCUCUGUGGUUUAGAUAACAACUACAGUAGGUUGGAUGAAAAGCUUGAAAAGAAAAUGAUUGAGGUUAAGAGAAGUUCCUCUGGACGGAGCAAUUUCAAAUCAGUUGACAGCAUAAUUUUGAGGUUCCCUCAGUUCAAAGCUGGAUUGAAAAACAUCAAAGGUGUAUUUGAACAACACGAUGAAGACUCUAAUGGAAUUAUCGAUCGUAAAGAACUUAAAAAAUGUUUGGCAAAAUUACAACUUUCUCUAAAGGAGAAAGAGAUCAAUGAGUUAUUCGAUUUUUGCGACAUUGAUGGGAGUGAAGGAAUACAAUUUAAUGAGUUUAUUGUUCUCCUGUGUCUCAUUUAUCUCCUAGUGAUCCCCUCUUCAUCCCCUAACAUGAUUGAAAAGGUGGGUUCACCAGAGCUUAGGGCCACUUUUGAUACAAUAGUUGAGGCAUUCUUGUUUCUUGACAAGAAUGGUGAUGGAAAGCUGAACAAGAAAGACAUGCUGAAGUCUUUGAAUGAGUCUUAUCCCCGGGAGAAAUCACCAGCACAUGUUACCAAGAAUCGAUUCCAAGAAAUGGACUGGGACAAAAAUGGGAAGGUCGGCUUUAGAGAAUUUCUCUUCUCUUUGAUUAGUUGGGUUGGUAUUGAUUCGGAUGAAGAAAUCAGUGACACAAAUGAAGAAAUAACACAGAGUUAAAGCAGGUGAAGCUUUUGAAUUCAUUUGUGUAGCGGUGGACAGAGGAUGAAAUACAGACAAAGUAGAGCAUAUGUGGCCUUUUAUUUGUGUUUGGAGAAGAACAUUCUUCACAAUUUGUUCGACUGUUGAAUGAAGAUUUCAGUCAGAACUGAAUCACAAGCUUUGUGCUUGAAUUGAUAUUUACGUGAAAAUUAUAUAUAUCUAGUUUUAAAUACCUAAGUAGAUGCUCAGAUAAUAUAUUAUAUUUAAUGAUUUUAAUUUCAAUUA